GCUGCUUGCCGCUGCAGCCACCAGAGCAGAGCCCAGAGUAUACUUUGCCAGAGAAAGCAGUGAGCAAGAAUGAUAGCUGUCUCUUUUAAAUGCCGCUGUCAAAUUCUGAGGCGACUUACUAAAGAUGAGAGUCCCUACACUAAAUCCGCCAGCCAGACAAAGCCGCCUGAUGGAUCAUUGGCUGUGAGGAGACAGAGCAUUCCAGAGGAAUUCAAAGGCUCCACCGUGGUAGAACUGAUGAAGAAGGAAGGCACCACCCUGGGUCUGACCGUCUCAGGAGGAAUUGAUAAGGAUGGAAAGCCAAGAGUGUCUAACCUGCGGCAAGGAGGAAUUGCUGCCAGAAGUGACCAGCUGGAUGUAGGCGAUUACAUCAAAGCAGUGAAUGGGAUCAACCUGGCCAAAUUCCGCCAUGAUGAGAUCAUAAGCUUGCUGAAGAAUGUUGGGGAACGAGUAGUUCUUGAAGUGGAGUAUGAACUUCCACCAGUCUCUGUACAAGGAUCAAGUGUUAUUUUCCGAACAGUGGAGGUCACAUUGCAUAAAGAAGGCAAUACCUUUGGUUUUGUAAUACGAGGGGGAGCCCAUGAUGAUCGAAAUAAAUCUCGUCCAGUUGUGAUAACGUGUGUUCGUCCUGGAGGGCCUGCUGACAGGGAAGGAACUAUCAAACCUGGUGAUAGACUGCUCAGUGUGGAUGGAAUUCGACUUCUUGGAACCACACAUGCUGAAGCCAUGAGUAUUCUUAAACAAUGUGGACAAGAAGCAACGCUGCUGAUAGAAUAUGAUGUCUCCGUGAUGGAUUCUGUGGCAACAGCAUCAGGGCCACUACUAGUUGAAGUUGCCAAAACUCCCGGUGCCAGCCUUGGGGUCGCCCUAACUACCUCGAUGUGCUGUAACAAACAGGUCAUUGUCAUAGACAAAAUCAAAUCUGCAAGUAUUGCAGACAGAUGCGGGGCGCUGCACGUGGGCGACCACAUUCUCUCCAUCGACGGCACUGGAAUGGAGUACUGUACUCUGGCAGAAGCGACCCAGUUCCUGGCAAACACCACCGACCAGGUCAAGCUGGAGAUUCUUCCACAUCAUCAGACCCGCCUGGCCUUGAAGGGUCCUGACCAUGUGAAAAUUCAGAGGAGCGACAGACAACUUCCCUGGGAUUCCUGGGCCAACAACCAGUGCAGCCUUCACACCAACCAUCACUGUAACACGCACCACCCCGACCUCUGCCGAGCACCAGCCCUGACCCUCCCGAAAGCACCUCCUCCCAACAGCCCUCCAGCUGUGGUGUCUUCAUCCUUCUCUCCUACCUCCAUGAGUGCAUACAGCCUGAGUUCCCUGAAUAUGGGCACUUUACCUCGAAGCCUCUACUCCACCAGCCCACGAGGAACCAUGAUGAGGAGGAGACUGAAAAAGAAAGACUUCAAAAGCUCUCUGUCUUUGGCCUCGAGCACCGUGGGGAUGGCUGGACAGGUGGUUCACACAGAAACCACUGAGGUUGUACUGACGGCAGAUCCCGUCACCGGAUUUGGAAUCCAACUGCAAGGCAGUGUGUUUGCCACAGAGACACUCUCUUCCCCACCUCUGAUUUCCUAUAUCGAAGCUGACAGCCCAGCAGAGAGAUGUGGGGUGCUCCAGAUUGGAGAUAGAGUGAUGGCCAUUAAUGGAAUUCCAACUGAAGACAGCACUUUUGAGGAAGCCAAUCAACUCCUCCGAGACUCUUCCAUCACGAGCAAGGUCACACUGGAGAUCGAGUUUGAUGUUGCAGAAUCUGUCAUCCCAAGCAGUGGAACCUUUCACGUAAAGCUCCCUAAGAAGCACAACGUGGAACUUGGAAUAACCAUCAGCUCACCAUCCAGUAGAAAACCAGGUGACCCCCUUGUCAUUUCAGAUAUCAAGAAAGGGAGUGUGGCACACAGAACUGGGACCCUGGAACUUGGGGAUAAACUGCUUGCCAUAGAUAAUAUCCGGUUGGACAACUGUUCCAUGGAAGAUGCGGUCCAGAUCCUCCAGCAGUGCGAAGACCUGGUGAAGCUCAAGAUCCGCAAAGAUGAAGAUAAUUCAGAUGAGCAAGAAAGUUCUGGAGCAAUUAUUUACACCGUGGAGCUAAAACGCUACGGUGGACCCCUUGGCAUCACAAUCUCAGGAACCGAAGAGCCAUUUGAUCCUAUAAUCAUCUCGAGCCUCACUAAAGGAGGAUUAGCUGAAAGAACGGGUGCAAUCCACAUAGGAGACCGAAUCCUAGCCAUCAACAGCAGCAGCUUGAAAGGGAAGCCUCUGAGCGAAGCCAUCCAUUUGUUACAGAUGGCAGGAGAGACUGUCACCUUGAAAAUUAAGAAACAGACAGAUGCCCCGUCAGCAUCAAGUCCCAAGAAGUUUCCUAUCCCCAGCCACCUGAGUGACCUGGGAGAUGUGGAGGAAGAUUCCUCCUCAACACAGAAGCCAGGCAAGCUCUCAGACCUGUACCCCUCUACCGUGCCCAGUGUGGACAGUGCUGUGGAAUCAUGGGAUGGGUCAGGAAUAGAUACCAGCUAUGGGAAUCAAGGCACCACUUUUCAGGCCACAGGAUACAAUUUCAACACCUAUGACUGGAGGAGUCCAAAGCAAAGAGGCAGCUUGUCGCCUGUCCCCAAGCCUCGGAGCCAGACUUACCCAGAUGUGGGGCUGAGUAAUGAAGAAUGGGACCGGUCUACAGCCAGUGGUUUUGCAGGACCUUCUGACAGCGUGGAGGCUGAGCAAGAAGAGAACUUCUGGUCUCAGGCACUGGAGGAUUUGGAAACCUGUGGACAGUCAGGAAUCCUGAGAGAACUUGAGGAGAAAGCUGACAGGCGUGUGUCAUUGAGAAACAUGACUCUCUUGGCAACAAUCAUGUCGGGGAGCACUAUGAGUUUGAAUCAUGAGGCUCCAACACCUCGCAGUCAGCUGGGGCGACAGGCCAGCUUCCAGGAAAGGAGCAGCUCUCGACCACACUACAGCCAAACAACUCGGAGCAACACCCUGCCCUCAGACGUGGGCAGGAAGUCUGUGACACUGAGAAAAAUGAAACAAGAAAUAAAGGAGAUCAUGUCCCCAACUCCUGUGGAGCUGCACAAGGUGACCUUGUUCAAGGACUCUGGCAUGGAGGACUUUGGGUUCAGUGUUGCAGAUGGCUUGCUGGAGAAAGGCGUGUAUGUGAAAAAUAUUCGUCCAGCGGGGCCAGGUGAUCUUGGUGGCUUAAAGCCCUAUGACAGGCUCUUACAGGUUAAUCAUGUCCGGACAAGGGACUUUGACUGCUGCCUUGUGGUGCCUCUCAUAGCGGAAUCUGGAAAUAAGCUGGACCUGGUUAUUAGUAGAAACCCGCUGGCUUCCCAGAAGUCCAUAGAGCAGCAGAGUCUACCUGGAGGAGACUGGAGUGAACAAAACAGUGCUUUCUUCCAGCAGCCUAGUCACAGUGGUAAUCUAGAGACACGAGAGCCCACUAAUACCUUAUAGCAACACUUUUAUAAAGCAAGACAAAAGACAAUAUCUACAUGGUGCUAAAAAAAAAAAAAUCCCUCUGAGAUUUCUGUGACAUUUGAAGCACAGAUAAUCAUACGGCAUUGACUACAAGCACAGGGGUCUUUUAAAUCUCUCUCAUGGCUCAUGUUCACUCCCUUUUCAACUUGAAGAGGUUUCUUUUUUGGUGACCAAUCACUAUGGUAAUAAGGUAGGCAAUUCCAUGCCAGGCCCAAUGGUAGAGGAAAAAAAAAAAGAAAAAAGAAAAAAAAAAGGAAAAACAGAAAAACAGACCACCCCUCCCCAUAAAUUAACAUCAAAGGAAUAUUUUUUACCAGUUCAUCUAUCACUUUUUACAAAAAGAAAUGUCUGUUUAAAAAAAAAGAAAAAUGUUCUCUUACGAUAAUUCCCUUAAUUCACUUUGAAAUCAGUUUCUUACUAUGAAGUCAUUCAUGUAAGAACUUGAACAACAUGGGUUUUCAUGAAGCUGGCUCUGCUGGGGGCUUAGUACUGAGUAAGCUGCUUGGGACUGCUGUAAUGGGAGGGGUCCAGGGGAUAAAAUUAAGCUAUCUGAAAAUGUUUCAGCAAUGAUGCACGUAGGAGACAAUAAUAGGUGGUGGUAAAUGUUUUGCUCAAAUAUAGGAAUGAUUUUAUCUAGAUGUAUACUAUUCCCUAUGCAACAAAUUAUCAAACAGGAUAUGUCUUGUGACCUGUUAUUGUUUUUUAAGGACACAUUUUUUAAUAGCUAAAAAUCGCUAAUAAUGAAUUAGACUGUGUAGUAACACUGAAAAUUAGUUCUACUAUCCUAUUUUUAAAAUUCAAGACUAAGAAUUUAAGAGAGAAUGAAGAGUCUAUUAAAAAGAGAUUCAUCUUAAUGAUAGGAAAAUCAUACUGCUUGACAAGUUUUGAACAUGGGGAAGAUGGAGGGGGUGUACAGCACAUGUACUUAAAAAUGACACUGGACCAUCUUUUGUUCUGAGCCAUGCCACUUACAGACACUGUAAAUACAUGUUCCACAAAAUUCAUUGCCAAUUAUGACCAUCCCUCAAAGCAAUAAAUUGUGGCAGUUGCUUUUAAUGUUCGUCAGCAACUGUUUUAAUUUGUUCAGAUAUUUUGAAUAGCUACGCUAAUAACUAUUAUUUGGUAAAUAUAAAAAAUAGAUCUGUAUAUUGAUGGUAGAAUGUUGAAACAAUUAUUUUCCAAACAUGUUCAUUUUGGUCAAUAAGUCAAACAAUCACUUAGGCAAAGCGUUCAAACACUGUGUACUUUGUUUUAAGGAAGAAGUUCACCUUCUUGUGCAAAGAAAUAUAUUAUUUCAAUCACAUUUCAGAACCACCAGGGCAAGAAAGUAUAGAGCAGAAUCAUGUUAAGGAAAAAAAAAAAGAUCAUGAGUCACUUAAAUAUGUAUUUUUAUUUGUAACAAACAAGUAUUAAACUGUAAAGUAUUUUUGUACAAAUUUAAUACUUUAAUAGCAUGGUAUUUAUCGUCUAUGUAUGGUUUUGGGGAAUUCAAAAUGUUGCAAAUAUUUGUAUGGGGAAAAAAAGAUCCCUCUACCAAAUGGAAUAAACAGUGAUUUUAAAAAGCAAAAAAAAAAAAUGCAUCUAUGGUGCAUUGAAUACAUUUUUGUGUUCUAGCUUGAAUCCUAUAGAAUGUUCUGAAGUGGAAGGGUUUACCAGAACCUUUAAAAAGCAUUAUGAACAAAUGGGUUGACCAUGAACUUUAAAGUCACAGUUAGAUUUGGAAGCCAGAUUAACUACCUGUAACACUGAGGGCUAUAUUUGCACUAUAGGACUGUUGGAGGAGUAAGGGAGCAGUAUGUGAAAAUGGCUAAAAACAUCUGCACAUAGGAACCCUUCCAAGUGGUAAAACAUUGUAACUUAAGGAUCAUAAGAUCUGCCUUCACAGAAAACUACACAUACUAUAUGAGGUACAUUUAUAUUAACUAUUAAAAUUGUAAACUUUGUGUUAUUAUUAAAAAAACAAUCAUACCUAUAGUCCCUGGCACAAGCCCUUAGAGUCACAUUCAUUUUUACACAGUUGCAUUCUGGAUGCACAAGGUUACAUGGGAGAAUAUAUGUUCUUUUCAGUAGCCCAGGGAAAUUCCUCCAAAAUAAACCACAUUAUAGGAUAUAAAAUAGGGCUUCACAAAUACAAAAACAAUAGAAUCUCUUGUAUAUUAACAUAUCAUGAUGUAAUCUGAAAUUAGAAGUGCAACUAAAAUAUGGAAGUGAAUAAUACAUAUGGAAAGUGAAUAAUAUACAUCCUUCCAUUGAAGAAAUUGGGAGGAAAUUUCUAAAAUUUUCAGAGCCAAAUGAAAAUGAAAAUAUACCUUACCAGAAUCUGUGUGAUAUAGCACAUAGAUAUAGCAGGUCUAACAAGGGAAGUUUAUAGCCAUGAGUGCCUAUGGUAAAGAUAAAUACAAAAGAGAGCUCUUAAACAAAUAACUUCAUGAUUUAAUGAUGUACUUCAAGGUAUUAGCCAAAACCAAAAUUAGUAGAUGAAAAAAAAAGUAUAAAGCUCAAGAUAGAAAGUAAUGAAAUAAGAAACUCAAAAAUCCAUACAAAGGAUCAAUAUAACAGUUGGUUAGAUUAACAAAUGCUUAAUCAAACUAAUCAAAAGAAAGAGAAGACAUACACAAAUUAAUAAGAGUCAAGAUGGGAAGGGGGAUUUAAAAUAUACCACUGAAAUCAGAGGAUGAUUAUGGAAUAUUUUUAAAUUUUAUAUUCCAAAAUGUUAGAAAAUACAGAAAAAAAUAUAAAUUUCCAGACACAUAGGACUUACCAAAAUUGAACUGAGAUAGUAUAAACAACCUAAACAGAUCUUUAACAAGCAAUGGUACUGAAGCAAUAAUAAUGAACAUCCCAAUAAAAAAAAAUGUUCAGGACCAAAUAGGUUAACUGCUGACUUCUACCGAAUCUUUAAAGAACACUGAUGACCCUCAAACUAUUCUAUAAAAUAGCAAGGGAAGGAAUUCCAAAUGCAUACUACAAAACCAGUAUUACUCUGAUACCAAAACAAGACAGGAAUACAAAAACAUUUUUAAAAGGAUGGAGGAAAAGACAAAAGGAAGAAAGGAGGGAGAAAGGGAGGUGAGGACUUACUUUCCAAAUGAACAUAGAAAAAAAAUCUCAAUAAAAUGCUUGCAGACCAAGUUAAACAAUACAUUAAAAAGGUUAUAUAUUAGCUGGGAAUGUGGCUUAGUGGUAGAGUGAUUGCUUAGCAUGCAUGAAGCCCUG
Messenger RNA from Dipodomys spectabilis (banner-tailed kangaroo rat), 6699 nucleotides. It is a transcript of the gene Grip1, whose product is annotated as glutamate receptor interacting protein 1. The transcript is spliced from 25 exons. Gene Ontology annotation, molecular function: nuclear glucocorticoid receptor binding. Bases 70 to 3459 code for a protein of 1129 amino acids. Gene Ontology annotation, biological process: neurotransmitter receptor transport, endosome to postsynaptic membrane. The record is from RefSeq and is a predicted model, not a curated record. Lineage: Eukaryota; Metazoa; Chordata; Mammalia; Rodentia; Heteromyidae.